Messenger RNA from Pectinophora gossypiella (pink bollworm), 1851 nucleotides. RefSeq names its product V-type proton ATPase subunit C (gene Vha44). Gene Ontology annotation, cellular component: vacuolar proton-transporting V-type ATPase, V1 domain; lysosomal membrane. Gene Ontology annotation, biological process: proton transmembrane transport. The record is from RefSeq and is a predicted model, not a curated record. Lineage: Eukaryota; Metazoa; Arthropoda; Insecta; Lepidoptera; Gelechiidae. The coding region runs from base 158 to 1306 and encodes 382 amino acids. The transcript has 13 exons. Gene Ontology annotation, molecular function: proton-transporting ATPase activity, rotational mechanism.
UCAGCUGUCUGCUCAGUCGUUGUAGGUGGCAGCACCGCAUCACGUGAAUUUUCAUGGCGCUGAGGGGCUAGUCCCGAUUGUCUUGUGAUUUCACCAAAUUACAGCUGUUUUGAAUUAUUUGUUGUUGAACAGCACUAAAUUAUAAGUUUUGGUGAAAAUGUCAGAAUACUGGUUGAUUAGCGCCCCUGGCGACAAAACUUGCCAGCAGACAUGGGACAACCUGAACAAUGCCACCAAAUCUGGCAACCUCAGCGUCAACUACAAAUUCCCAAUCCCAGACUUGAAGGUGGGGACUCUGGACCAGCUGGUGGGACUGUCUGAUGACCUCGGCAAGUUGGACACCUUCGUCGAGAGCGUCACUCGGAAGGUCGCGCAAUAUCUCGGAGAGGUUCUCGAAGAUCAACGCGACAAGCUUCAUGAGAACUUGAUGGCAAAUAACAGCGACCUGCCGACAUACCUCACCCGCUUUCAGUGGGACAUGGCCAAGUAUCCCAUCAAGCAGAGCCUCCGUAACAUCGCUGAUAUCAUCAGUAAACAGGUGGGUCAAAUUGACGCCGACCUGAAAUCCAAGUCUUCGGCCUACAACGCACUCAAGGGCAACCUACAAAACUUGGAGAAGAAACAAACUGGAAGCCUGUUGACCCGCAACCUAGCGGACUUGGUGAAGAAGGAGCACUUCAUUCUGGACAGCGAGUACCUCACCACGCUCCUCGUCAUCGUGCCCAAGUCGAUGUUCAAUGAGUGGAACGCCAACUACGAGAAGAUCACCGACAUGAUCGUGCCUCGCUCCACGCAGCUCAUCUACCAGGACAACGACUACGGACUCUACAGCGUCACGCUCUUCAAGAAGGUGGCAGACGAGUUCAAGCUACACGCUCGCGAGCGCAAGUUCGUCGUGCGCGAGUUCUCGUACAAUGAAGCUGACUUGGCCGCCGGCAAGAAUGAGAUCACCAAGUUGGUCACCGACAAGAAGAAGCAGUUCGGUCCGCUGGUGCGAUGGCUGAAGGUGAACUUCUCCGAGUGCUUCUGUGCCUGGAUACAUGUCAAAGCUCUCCGCGUGUUCGUGGAGUCGGUGCUAAGAUACGGUCUGCCCGUCAACUUCCAGGCGGCGGUGCUGGUCCCGUCGCGCAAGAGCAUGAAGAAGCUGCGCGACGUGCUGCACUCGCUUUACGCGCACCUCGACCACUCCGCCAACGCCGGCGCACAGGCCGAGAGCGCGGAGCUGGCGGGGCUCGGGUUCGGGCAGUCUGAGUACUUCCCGUACGUGUUCUACAAAAUCAACAUCGACAUGAUCGAGAAGGCUUAAGCUAGCGUCGCCACGACACGCAUACAUAGGUAAAUGUUACCCAGGCCUUAAACAUGCGGCCGCGCCGCUAGCCAUACGCAAUAAUAUCCUGUACAUCUUACUUUACUCCAGCCAAUCAAUUUAUAAUUUAUUUUAUCCCACACCUUUGUAAAAUAAAAUCAAUAAUUUCCGACAACUAUAUUUUUCUAUGUACAGAUUUUUGAAAUUUUAUUUUAAUUAUAUUUUUUCGUGUUUAACUAAUCGAUGCAGGUUGUUUGUUACAUAAAUGUAUUUAUGUAUAUUAUUUAUCAAUAAGCAGUUUGAUUAGAAAUUUUGAAUAAUGUUUGGUGCGCUUUCACAUUUUUCUUUAAACGCAACAAUCCUUUCAGUAUUAUGUGUUGCGACUAGAGUAGUGUAAUAUACGUUAUAGCCACCAGUUGAAGCCUGUAUUAUAUAAAUGUUCAAUAAAUAUAUUGGAGUUAUGAAAUGCAAAAGCUAUGUAAAUAAGAACAUUCCUCAUUAUAACUCGUGUAGUACAUAAUAAAAAUAUUAUUGAAGUUACUGUU